Messenger RNA from Hydra vulgaris (swiftwater hydra), 558 nucleotides. Its product is annotated as histone H3.3. Lineage: Eukaryota; Metazoa; Cnidaria; Hydrozoa; Anthoathecata; Hydridae. The record is from RefSeq and is a predicted model, not a curated record. Gene Ontology annotation, cellular component: nucleus; nucleosome. Gene Ontology annotation, molecular function: DNA binding; structural constituent of chromatin; protein heterodimerization activity.
UGCCAUUAUUGAAGUUUUCAAAGCGAAAUAAAGACGUACUCAUGGCUCGUACUAAGCAAACCGCUCGCAAAUCGACAGGGGGCAAAGCACCAAGAAAACAGUUAGCUACUAAAGCAGCGCGAAAAAGUGCUCCUAGCACCGGUGGUGUUAAAAAACCUCAUCGUUAUAGGCCAGGAACAGUUGCCCUGAGAGAAAUUCGACGUUAUCAAAAAUCAACUGAGCUGUUAAUAAGAAAGUUGCCGUUCCAGCGUUUGGUUCGUGAAAUUGCUCAAGAUUUCAAAACUGACCUUAGAUUUCAAAGUGCAGCAAUUGGUGCCCUACAAGAGGCUGCUGAAGCUUAUCUCGUUGGGUUAUUCGAAGAUACCAAUUUAUGUGCUAUACACGCUAAGCGUGUAACAAUAAUGCCUAAAGACAUACAACUGGCUCGUCGAAUUCGAGGAGAGCGUGCCUAAACUUGACAACUAAAACGGCUUUUUUAAAAGCCACAUAUCUUUUAUAAACAUUAUUUUGCUGAUGAAAAUUUUUUUUAACUUUGUAAAUAUAUAGAUUACUUUUUAA